Messenger RNA from Amaranthus tricolor (Joseph's coat), 1587 nucleotides. Its product is annotated as cytosolic sulfotransferase 5-like. The transcript has a single exon. The coding region runs from base 33 to 1124 and encodes 363 amino acids. Gene Ontology annotation, molecular function: sulfotransferase activity. Gene Ontology annotation, biological process: sulfation. Gene Ontology annotation, cellular component: cytoplasm. The record is from RefSeq and is a predicted model, not a curated record. NCBI's taxonomy places the organism in Eukaryota, Viridiplantae, Streptophyta, Magnoliopsida, Caryophyllales, Amaranthaceae.
UCAAUCUUUAGUUCCCACCAACAAUAACAAAAAUGCUAAAUUUUCCACAAACAAAAGCUGAAUUGAAGCAACUUCAACAAUCCCUUCCAAUUGAGUUUUGGAUGGGAAUUUUCCCCAUAAAUCUUUACCAAGGGUUUUGGUGUCCGCUUCUUGAACCUACAAUCUCAUUUCAAACUCAUUUUCAGGCUCACGAUACCGAUAUAAUUCUAGCUAGCUUGCCUAAAACGGGCACUACUUGGUUAAAAUCCCUUCUCUUCGCGAUCGCAAAUAGGAACAAGUUUCAUGAUUUAUCUCAACAUCCACUUUGUACACAAAAUGCUCAUGAACUUAUUAUUCAAUUAGAGGCCAAAGGGUACAAAACAAUUAAGGGUACACAACCCGAUUUUACUAAAAUGCCCUCGCCUCGACUUUUUGCAACCCAUAUACCAUAUAAAUCCCUCCCAAACUCAAUAAAAACAUCAAAAUGUAGGAUCAUAUACAUUUGUAGAAAUCCAUUUGAUACUUUUGUUUCGUCAUGGCAUUUUUACCGUCAAUUUAACGUGACUAAUGGGUUAAAGAAGUUUUACCAUCAGUUAAGUUUAAAUAUGGGGUUAAAACAAUUUUACCGUCAGUUAAAAUUGAUCAUGGGUUUUAAGAAUUCUUAUGGUAAAUGCAAUGUGAGUAUGAUCGAGGAAGAUUUUGGUAGGUUUUGUGAAGGAAAAUUUCCGUAUGGCCCUUAUGAAGAUCAUGUUCUUGGGUAUUGGAAGGAGAGUAUGCAAAAUCCAGAGUUGUUGUUGUUUUUGCAUUAUGAAGACUUGAAGAACAACCCGAUAACCCAUGUGAAAAAGUUGGCAGAGUUUGUGGGUAACCCGUUUACGAAGGAUGAAGAAAAAGGAGGUGUAAUAGAUGAUAUAAUCAAACUAUGUAGCCUAGAGAAUUUGAAGGAAAUGGAAGUGAAUAAGAGUGGGAAUUUUUAUGGAUUUUUUAAUAACAAAACUUUGUUUAGAAAAGGAGAGGUAGGAGAUUGGACUAAUUACUUGACUCCUUCUAUGGUAAAGCAAUUUGAUAUUGUUUUUCAAGAAAAACUAAAAGGUUUUGGUUUUAGUUUUACACAUAGCAAGCACUUUUGUGAAGCUCCUAACUGAGUUUUAAACGUUAGUGGGAUGACUACAUCAACAAAACGUUUUCCUUCAUUUAAGAAUAUAUGCUUAACAAAGUGAAUUUCUUUAACUUGCAUGUAUGUUAUUUCCUUUUGAGUAUUAUAAGUAUGGAAAAAAAUGCAUAUAGUCAAAUAAAGUCAAGGCCAAUGAUCUUGCACCUUAAAUAAGUGUUUGCGCACCAACAAAGGGUAAGUUUGUGUGCACAUAGGCUAGGCCUUAUACAAUUCUCUAUAAUCCUUACAUACCAUAUUUUCCUCUCCUAUUCACAUUUAAUCAAGUACUCUAUUCUAUCAAAUCAUUUGAUUUAUUUGUUUUUUUGUACGUUAUUCAUUAAUUACUAUUUUGUGUUUCAUUUAUUCUCAAUCUAAAAGUUAAAAAAAAGUUAAUUGAAAUUUUGUUUGAUUUGUCUCGGUGUAAUUACUAUUAUCAAGUUUUUUGUAAUUUCAAA